ACAACAACCCCUAUACCAGAAAUACCCGAAACAACUGCCCCUAUACCCCCCAAAACAUCACCUCCUACCCUUUGGAUAACAACCCCAAAAUCCGUAGUUUCCUCCAUCAACAAUGAGAUACUAUCUGGACUCCCCAAAACAGCUCCUGAGCUCAAACCCCUUCCUCCAGCUCCACCUGUACCUGCCAUGAUCCCACCUGUCCACACUGAGAGGAAGGAACAGCGAGACACAAAGACAUCCAGGACAGAAGGUCUUCCUCCAUCUCCAGCCUGGUCUCAGCUCUCCAUUGACUCGGAUUCUGACAUGACGGAAAGUUCUGGACUCCUGCAGGAAGUCAGAAUCUGUCCUCCUCAGAGGCCAGGCCCUCUCAUCAUCUUCAUCAUUGGAGGUCCCGGAAGUGGGAAGGGAAGUCAGGCAGCUAGGCUAGCUCGUUGCUACAGCCUCAGAGUCGUCUCAUUGGAUGAGCUGCUAAGGAAGCAACUGCUAAGCCACACCUCCCCCAGCAAGAAGUGGAAGGUUAUUUCAGAAAUGAUGGGUCAUGGAGCGCUGGGACCACAGGAGGAGAUGACCUCAGAGUUGAGGCGACAGCUGAUUGGUCAGCAGGUCAGAGGCUUCAUUGUGGAUGGGUUCCCUCGAGACAUCCACCAGGCUCUCAGCUUCCAGGAACAGCUUGGCUCUCCUGACCUGGUGAUGCUGCUUCUCUGCUCCAAUGAGACGCUGGGCUGCCGCCUGCAGCGACGAGCCACACGGCUCGGUCUUCUAGGCGACAAUAGCCACGCCCUGCGGAGACACCUAGAGACGUUUCAGAGAGACAUCGUCUCCAUCAGCAGAUACUACAGACAGCUACAACUGCUGACAGAGGUGGACGCAGACAGAGAUGAGGAGGUGGUAUUUGCUGAUCUGAGUUCAGUCAUCAGAGAGAAACUGCUUCUAAAGAACUCACCAGAUCCUGCUGAUAUCCCAGAAUGCAGAUGUGCAGUCCCUGCUGUCUCCUGUAACAUUGCCUCCGUCAAUCAAUACCCAUGAACCAAUUAGCAUGGACCCUGAGCAGUCUCUUAGCAGUGUUCUUAUUGGAUAAUGAUGUUUAUUACCUGUAAGAUUUCAUGUGUGAUAUCCGAAUGUGUGUCCCCAUGUCUACCAGGGGCCUCAUUUAUAACCACUGCAUAUGUAAAAAAAGGGUGUGAAACGUGCACAUGCCACUUUGUAACACUCCAGCAACACUUCCCAGCUCAUCCUAGGGGGCUCCAAGGUGUUCCCAGGCUAGAUGAGAUGUGAAAUCUCUCCAGCAGGUUCUGGGUCUACACCGAGGUCUCCUCCGAGUUUUCAAUGCCAAAAGGUCAGGAGCGGGAGUUAGCUCCUAUGUGCAGCGAGAGUUAGCCCACAGGUGCAGCCGGGGUUUAGCCCACAGGUGCAGCCCCCAGGUGCAGCUGCAGUUAGCCCACAGUUGGAACGGCAGUAAGCCCACAGGUGCAGCCGGAGUAAGCCCCCAGGCGCAGCCGGAGUAAGCCCACCGGUGCAGCGGGAGUUAGCCCCCAGGUGCAGCGGGAGUUAGCCCACAGUUGGAGCGGCAGUUAGCCCACAGGUGCAGCAGGAGUUAGCCCACAGCUGGAGUUGCAGUUAGCCCACAGGUGUAGCUGCAGUUAGCCCACAGGUGCAGCGGGAGUUAGCCCACAGUUGGAGUUGCAGUUAGCCCACAGUUGGAGCGGCAGUUAGCCCCCAGGUGCAACUGCAGUUAGCCCACAGGUGCAGCGGGAAUUAGCCCACAGUUGGAGUUGCAGCUAGCCCACAGGUGCAGCGGGAGUUAGCCCACAGUUGGAGCAGCAGUUAGCCCACAGGUGAAGGGGGAGUUAGCCCCCUAACAGUUGGAGCUGCAGUUAGCCCACAGUUGGAGCGGCAGUUAGCCCACAGUUGGAGCGGCAGAUAGCCCACAGGUGCAGCGGGAGUUAGCCCACAGUUGGAGUUGCAGUUAGCCCACAGGUGCA
Molecule: messenger RNA, 1982 nt
Organism: Micropterus dolomieu (smallmouth bass)
Lineage: Eukaryota; Metazoa; Chordata; Actinopteri; Centrarchiformes; Centrarchidae
Product: adenylate kinase isoenzyme 5-like
Exons: 7
Coding region: 187-1026 (279 amino acids)
Biological process (GO): nucleoside triphosphate biosynthetic process
Cellular component (GO): cytoplasm; cytosol
Molecular function (GO): ATP binding; AMP kinase activity
Source: RefSeq, a predicted model, not a curated record